Molecule: messenger RNA, 2481 nt
Organism: Tilletiopsis washingtonensis
Lineage: Eukaryota; Fungi; Basidiomycota; Exobasidiomycetes; Entylomatales
Exons: 1
Coding region: 1-2481 (826 amino acids)
Source: RefSeq, a predicted model, not a curated record
AUGGCCGAGACGCUCUUCCGCACCGGACAGCGUGAGCGCCUCUUCUCCGACAAUCCCGCGAUCUGGAACGGCGUGGCGCUGCGUCUCGAGAAGAACCGCUACGUCUCGUGUCCGUCGGCCGACCCGCGGCUAGUGCCGUGGCUGCAGAGCCUGUGCCUGCUCAACUGCGAGGCGUCCAUCUCGAUGACGAGCACCGUCGUCGCCGGCAUCUGCUCGACGCUGCCGCGCUUCGCCACGGAGGUUGUCCUGACCACCGUCGACCGCGUGCAGGUCGUCGAGUCGAUCGAGGAGCUGGCCACCUGCCGCAAGGCACAGGGCGCCUGCUUCGUCCGCAAGGAGAACCGUCUCAUCAUCUUCGCCGACAAGGUGCACGACCUGAUGCCCGCGACGCGCAACAUGGAGGCCAAGAUGGUCAAGUACGUGUGGGAGCGCGCCACGGGCCAGGCGGCGCCGGCGCUCGGCAACAUGAGCUCGUCGGCGUCGACCAAGGCGCGCAGCCUCAACGAGAAGGGCGAGGAGAUCGAGGACGGCCACAUGACGCCUGACCUCGAGGACGGCGCGGACAUCCCGGAGCGCUCGACGAACCUACAGGCGCCGCUGGCGCACGGCCUCGCGCUCGGCCUCAACUGCCUCAUCAUCAGCCUCAUGCUGCGCACGCUCAUCAUGGAGAGCCUCGUCGACGGCAACUGGAUGCGCAUGGUCAUCUUCAGCGCCGCGCCCUUCCUCUUUCCCAUCACGCUCUUCUUCUGCGACAACAUCAUCCAGAACAUCUUCCUCGUCAUUGCGCCCAUCCGGCACAUGUCGCUCAACUCGCGCUACUACUCGGGCGUGGCGCCGCGCCGCAUCACGGGCGUGCUGCCGCACGUGACGAUCCAGAUGCCCGUGUACAAGGAGUCGCUUGAGUCGGUGCUCAUCCCCACGAUCGAGUCGCUCAAGGCGGCCAUCAGCACGUACGAGCUGCAGGGCGGCACCGCCGAGAUUCUCGUCAGCGAGGACGGCCUGCAGGUCGUCGACGAGGUGGAGCGCGCCGCGCGGCUCGACUACUACGACCGCAACCAGAUCGCCUGGGUCGCGCGCCCGCCGCACAACAGCGACGGCUACAUGCGUGCCGGCCGCUUCAAGAAGGCCUCGAACCUCAACUUCACGUGCGAGAUCUCGCUGGCCGUCGAGCGCAUGCUCACCGAGGAGCGCCCCGUCGACGCCGACACGCUCGAGAGCUGGUCGUACGCCGACGAGGCGUCGUUCUACCAGUGGUGCCUCGAGCGCGCCGUGCAGGAGACGCAUCCCAAGGCCGAGGCGGCUGGCAACGUGCGCAUCGGCGAGCUCAUCCUCAUCAUCGACUGCGACACGCGUGUGCCCGAGGACUGCUUCCUCGACGCCGUCUCGGAGCUGCACCAGAGCCCCGACGUGGCGAUCCUGCAGCACUGCUCCGGCGUCAUGCUCGUGACGAAGGACAACUACUUUGAGCGCUGCAUCGGCUUCUUUACGCGCUGCAUCAACUUUGCCAUCUCGUACACGGUCGCCGCCGGCGACGUGGCGCCGUUCAUGGGCCACAACGCGUUCCUGCGCUGGUCGGCCAUCCAGGAGGCGGCCUUCAUCGACCCCGCCGACGGUAAGCGCAAGGUGUGGUGCGAGACGACCGUGUCCGAGGACUUUGACCUGUCGCUGCGCGUGCUGCUCAAGGGCUACAUCACACGCUGGGCCACGUACUCGAACAACGGCUUCGAGGAGGGCGUCUCGCUCACCGCCGAGGACGAGCUGAACCGCUGGCAGAAGUACGCCUUCGGCUGCUCGGAGCUCGUCUUCAAGCCGAUCUGGAAGUGGUACAAGGGCCCGCUGACGGGCAUCUACUCGCGCUACAUGUGGUCCUCGGCCGUGCCGACGCACGCCAAGUGCUCCGCCUCGUCGUACAUCUUCUCCUACUACGCCAUCGCCUCGGCCUUGCCCAUCUCGAUUCUCAGCUACUGCCUCUCCGGCUGGCUGCUGCCCGAGCUCGACCUGGCCUACCUGCCGUCGUGGAACGUGCUCUUCGCCGUGCUCAUCGUCUUCUCCGCCGCGGGCAACCUGGCGACGAUCAUUGCCAAGUUCCGCGCGACGCGCCAGGGCCUGCUCGAGGCCUUCUUCGAGCACAUCGUCUGGCUGCCGGCGCUCUGUGUCUUCUUCUCGGGCAUCUCGUACAGCGUGCUCAUGGCCAUCUUUGCGCACCCGCUCGGCAUCAACAUGACGUGGGGCUCGACGCUCAAGGAUCUCGAGGAGAGCAACUUCUUCGUCGAGGUGCCCGGCAUCUUCCGGCGCCAGUGGCGCCCCUUCCUGCUCUGCGGCAGCGUCAUUGCCGGCGUCAUCGUGUGCACCACGUCGGCCGUGCCGCUCAUCUGGCGCGUCACCGACCCGCUCAUCAUCUUCCCCUGCGUCUGGGCCUGCGCCAUGCACAUUCUCUAUCCCAUCGCCCUCAACCCGGCCCUGCUGCGCUUCUCCUUCUGA